Molecule: messenger RNA, 1635 nt
Organism: Notodromas monacha
Lineage: Eukaryota; Metazoa; Arthropoda; Ostracoda; Podocopida; Cyprididae
Source: the annotation of a GenBank genome assembly
AUGACGUCGUCUCCGCACAUAUCGUCGCAGACAACGCCAUCUCCCUCGAGGACACAGGUGGUGCAGCUGCUGCAACCGGUGACGUGCUUUGGGCGUCGAGAGGGGUUAGACAACGUUGUCACUCCUUGGGAAUUUUGUCUGGACAGCGUCAGGAGCUCAACUCCACCAAGCCAGCCAAAAACUACAAGUUCAACGAUGACAUCGGUGUCGAGGGUGUCUCAAGUGACAACAAUCACGACAGAGGCUGUGAUUUGUCAUUCCGCAGCUGCCAAGGAUAAGGAGAUCCUUGCAGCUAUGCCUACCGUGGUUCCUGAAGUGACCAUUUGGGUCAAAGAUGGACAACUGGAGGCAAGCAUCAGUGGCAAGACAGCCAUGAAGUUUUUGAUUGUGGCUUGCGGAGGAUCUGGGGUCGUCUCGAUCCUGGUGUUUUUGGCCUGGAUGGCUCAGCAGUUCUACUUGAAAAAACAAGAGGGGGAUCAAGGGGUAGCAGAGGCAGAAUUGCCUCCCAUAAAUUUUGAUGAGAUCGAAGAAGAUGUAGAUGCUUUCGUGAUCCUUCUGCUUUCCCUUGUGGUGAUGGGUACUUGGAGUACCUGUGUCCUUGAGGGAGAUGGCGUUGUCUGCGACGAUAUGUGCGGAGACGACGUCAUCAUGGCGUUGGACUAUGGUCGUUGCGUCAUUUUUAAUGGCAAGGACUUGUUCUUGGAUUGUGUUCGUCUGCGGCGGUUGAAGAUGGUGCAGCUGCUGCAACCGGUGAUGUGCUUUGGGCGUCGAGAGGGGUUAGACAACGUUGUUACUCCUUGGGAAUUUUGUCUGGACAGCGUCAGGAGCUCAACUCCACCAAUGACCAUUCGGGUCAAAGAUGGACAACUGGAGGCGAGCAUCAGUGGCGAGACAGCCAUGAAGUUUUUGAUUGUGGCUUGUGGAGGAUCUGGGGUCAUCUCGAUCCUGGUGUUUUUGGCCUGGAUGGCUCGACAGUUCUACUUGAAAAAACAAGAGGGGGAUCAAGGGGUAGCAGAGGCAGAAUUGCCUCCCAUAAAUUUUGAUGAGAUCGAAGAAGAUGUGGUGCAGCUGCUGCAACCGGUGACGUGCUUUGGGCGUCGAGAGGGGUUAGACAAUGUUGUCACUCCUUGGGAAUUUUGUCUGGACAGCGUCAGGAGCUCAACUCCACCAACCACAAGUUCAACGAUGACAUCAGUGUCGAGGGUGUCUCAAGUGACAACAAUCACGACAGAGGCUGUGAUUCGUCAUUCCGCAGCUGCCAAGGAUAAGGAGAUCCUUGCAGCUAUGCCUACCGUGGUCCCUGAAGUGACCAUUCGGGUCAAGGAUGGACAACUGGAGGCAAGCAUCAGUGGCGAGACAGCCAUGAAAUUUCUGAUUGUGGCUUGCGGAGGAUCUGGGGUCAUCUUGAUCCUGGUGUUUUUGGCCUGGAUGGCUCGACAGUUCUACUUAAAGAAACAAGAGGGGGAUCAAGGGGUAGCAGAGGCAGAAUUGCCUCCCAUAAAUUUUGAUGAGAUUGAAGAAGAUGUAGAUGCUUUCGUUCAAAAUUUUGAGAGCAUGACCAGUACAUCUUUUGGAGAGGUAGGAAGAAUUUUGAAGGAAUGGACUGUAGUCAUCGUCGCAUUGUCGGCUGCUUGA